GGUCCCGGGCGAGGGGCGCGCGCGCCGUGGGAGCCGGCGCGCAGGCGCGGGGCCUUCCCUGCUAAGGGCAAGCGCCCGCAGGGCACCAGGGCGCAGGCGUGUCGCCGGUGGCGGAGCCCGAGAGGCGGGCAGCGGAUUUCCGGUUCCGGGAGCAACGAACGGCCGCGGCGGCGACAGCUACAGCUACGGAGGAAGCGGCUGCGGAGGAGGAAGAAGAGGAACAGGGCAAGGCGGGAGUCGCAGGCGGGACCCUCGCCAUGGGUCCGCGGGCCUAGAGCGGCGGGAGCCCCCGGCCCGGUGCCGAGCUGGCCGCUGCUCCUUCCCGUGGCCCCCAUGGCUGAGGACUGGCUGGACUGCCCAGCCCUGGGCCCUGGCUGGAAGCGCCGCGAGGUCUUUCGCAAGUCAGGUGCCACCUGUGGACGCUCAGACACCUAUUACCAGAGCCCCACAGGAGACAGGAUCCGAAGCAAAGUUGAACUGACCCGCUACCUGGGCCCCGCGUGUGACCUCACCCUCUUCGACUUCAAACAAGGCAUCCUGUGCUAUCCCGCUCCCAAGGCCCCUUCCGUGGCCGUCCCCAACAAAAAGCGGAAGAAGCCUUCAAAGCCAGCCAAGACUCAGAAACGUCAAGUUAAACCCCAGAAAAGUGAGGUCAGGAAGGAAGCUCCAGCGGAUGAGCCGAAGACUGACGCUGCCACUGCCCCAGCUUCACUCCCUGCACCUGGGUGCUGUGAGAACUGUGGAAUCAGCUUUGCAGGAGAUGGUACCCGAAGGCAGAGGCUCAAAACAUUAUGCAAGGACUGCCGAGCACAGAGAAUUGCUUUCAACCGGGAGCAGAGGAUGUUUAAGCGUGUGGGCUGCGGGGAGUGUGCAGCCUGCCAGGUGACCGAGGACUGCGGGGCCUGCUCCACCUGCCUUCUGCAGCUGCCCCAUGAUGUGGCUUCGGGGCUAUUCUGCAAGUGUGAGCGGAGACGGUGCCUCCGGAUCGUGGAAAGGAGCCGAGGGUGUGGAGUGUGCCGGGGCUGUCAGACUCGAGAGGACUGUGGCCGCUGCCGAAUCUGCCUUCGCCCUCCCCGCCCUGGUCUCAGGCGCCAGUGGAGGUGCGUCCAGCGGCGCUGCCUGCGGGGUAAACAUAGCCGCCGUAGGGGAGGUUGUGACACUAAGACGACUGCCAGGCGGCGCCCCCGAGCCCAGCCGCUGCCUCCGCUUCCCCCACCACAACCUCCAGGGUCCCCAGAGCUGCACCCCAGAACCCUGGCCCCCUCGCCACCUGCCGAGUUCAUCUAUUACUGUGUAGACGAGGACGAGCUACAGCCUUACACAAAUCGCCGGCAGAACCGAAAGUGUGGGGCCUGUGCAGCCUGCUUACGGCGGAUGGAUUGUGGUCACUGCGACUUCUGCUGCGACAAGCCUAAGUUCGGGGGCAGCAACCAGAAGCGCCAGAAGUGUCGUUGGCGCCAGUGCCUGCAGUUUGCCAUGAAGCGGCUGCUGCCAAGUGUCUGGGAAGGACCUGAAGAUGGGGCAGAGCCACCCCCAACUUACCCUCGUCGAAAGAGGCCUGGCUCUUCUCGGCGGCUUGGGCUGGGCACAACAGUGAAGCCCCCCUUGGCCAAGCGCACAGCCCGAGCAGACCGAGCUCAGACUCUAAUGAAGCAGGAGGCAGGUGGUGGCUUCGUGCUGCCCCCACCCGGCACUGACCUUGUGUUCUUACGGGAGGGUGCAAGCAGUCCGGUGCAGGUGCCUGGCCCUGCCCCGGCUACCACAGAAGCCCUGUUACAGGAGGCCCAGCGCCCUGGCCUGAGUUGGGUUGUGGCCUUACCCCAGGUGAAGCAAGAGAAGGCGGAUGCCCAGGAAGACUGGACACCAGGCACAGCCAUCCUGACUUCGCCUGUAUUGCUGCCUGGCUGCCCCAGCAAGGCAGUAGACCCAGGCCUGCUACCUGUGAAGCAGGAGCCACCUGACCCUGAGGAGGACAAGGAGGACUCCGCCUCUGACUCGGCCCCAGAGGAGGAGGCAGGAGGGGCUGGCACACCUGUGAUCACGGAGAUUUUCAGCCUGGGUGGAACCCGCCUCCGGGACACAGCAGUCUGGUUGCCAAGUCUGCAGGGCAGGCAGUCGAGGAAGGAAGAUGGACAUAAAGUGCAGGAGACCAAGCACACAUUGGCGCCCAGGAGCACGAGCUGGAACCCACGAGGAUGGCCUGGAACCCAUGUCAGUCUCUCACCACCUCCAGCUUCGAUGAUGUGGGUGUCCUGCAGAAGCUGGUGCCCUUCAUCACAGAGUUAAAUAUGCAUCUGGCCCAGGAAUUAGAGAAGCCGAAGGAAGACCCGGGCAAGGUGGAGCAGCUGCAGGCCUGAAUGCAGGCCUGACUGCUGCCCCACACCAACGAGGUGAGCCAGCAGAUAAAUGACAACAUGUGUGAACUGCAACAGUGCCUGGUGCCCCUGCACCAACCCUCCAAGUGUAAAAAACUAUGCUGCUGCUUCACUUCUGCCCUCCAGUUAUCACACAAAAUGUGGCCCAUCUUAUCCGGAAGCAUACGGGGAAGGGAGUUCUGGGAAACGUAGCCUAGUCAAGGUGACACAUUACAAAGCCACCUGCCAUGAAUCAGCUCCCAAGGGUCUCACUACUCACCUGAGGAUAACUUGAUAAACCUACGUUGGUGAAAAUGCAAAGCUGAAGACCAUGGAUUUCAUGGUGACCCCAGCAAGUACAGAAAUUGUCAAGGCCACCCAGAAAAAACUUGCUGGUCUCGGCUUUUUUUUUUUCCUUUCAUUCAUCGAGUAUUGAGAGCCUGGCCCAUGUAGGCGCUGUACUUAAUACUGGGAUACAAGAACGAAAAAGAUAUAGUCCUUGCAAUUUUAUUAAAUGCCUCAUUAUGUAUUACAAAUGGUGAAUGGAUUUCCAACUUUGUCAUGGAGUUUAAUGGUGAAUAUAUAGAAUGCAGGAAACUGUUGGGAGGACAGCCCUUGUGUGAACCUUGUUGGGGCAUAAUAGGAAUUGGAAAUAAUAUAGUUUCUAUCUUUAAGCUGUUCUAUUUUAAAGUUUUUAAAAUGAUUUUUGUCCCAUUUACUGAUUUCAUUUAGUGUUUCUUUGGGGAUGGUUGUGACGGUGGUAACAGUGUUGUUUCUGAGAAAGUGGGGGAUAGUGGGUGGCAAGAUCAAGGUCGGAUUCUGUCCAGUGACCUUGGGCAAAUCACUUCUCUAGGCACCCCGGGAAGGGCGGGGGUGGCAG
Molecule: messenger RNA, 3234 nt
Organism: Talpa occidentalis (Iberian mole)
Lineage: Eukaryota; Metazoa; Chordata; Mammalia; Eulipotyphla; Talpidae
Gene: MBD1
Product: methyl-CpG binding domain protein 1
Exons: 16
Coding region: 334-2286 (650 amino acids)
Molecular function (GO): zinc ion binding; DNA binding
Source: RefSeq, a predicted model, not a curated record